AUGCCUGGAUGUGCUGCAAUCAAUUGUUCAAAUUCUGCUACAAAAGGAUUUCUUAUGAAACAUUUUCCUAAGGACAAAGUCAGGAGAAAGUUGUGGUUAAUCAAAAUGAAAAGAGAUGAUUGGUCUCCUACUAACUAUUCUUGUUUAUGUGAAGUUCACUUUGGAGAAGAUAUGUGGGAAAAACAACGUGAAGAUGGAAGUCGACGUUUGAAAAAUGAUGCUGUACCAAAUAUAUUUAGUUUCACAAAACAAAAAACUAAAAGAAAACCCCCUGCACAAAGGCAAGUAAAAUCUGUUUUAAAUAAUCAAAUCUCAGAGUCAGAAGAAAAAUUACAAAAUCCAAGUCAACCAAUUCAAGAUGUGAGUUUAGUUAAUAAUUUGGAGUCCAAUCAGAUGCAAAUGAAGUAUGAAAGUAUGCAGAAAAAGUUGUUGGAGUAUGAAAAACAGUACAAAAAAACUGUUACUAAAGCAAAUAGAUUUGAAAAAGAACUUAAAUAUAUCAAAAAUAAGUUAAAAAUAAGUAAUGAAACAAAAAACUCUCAAAUGUUAAAUUCAGUUUUUAAUAUUGACCAGAUUAACGCAUUAAAUAGAAAUUCCACAAAAUUUAUGAAAUGGUCAAACUCAACUGUGAUGAAGGCAUUAAAGUUAAAAUUUAGUUGUGGCAAUAAUGGGUAUGAAGAAUUACUCCAACAAAAUAUUCCUCUACCAUCUCUAAGAACAUUAAGAAGAAGACUUCAGAAUUUAAAGUUUGGUACUGGCAUUCUACAUGAAGUUUUUAAAUUUUUACAAAUAAAAAUUGAAACGUUCAAAGAUGAACACGAAAAAGAAUGUGUAUUAAUAAUGGACGAAAUGUCCAUUACCCCAGCUAAUUUAUUUGAUGUAUCUACAAACCAAAACAUUGGAAAAGUAACAUUACCCAAACAUGAAGGCACGGCUACUAAUGUUUUAGUAUUUAUGCUUGGUGGCAUUACAACAAGAUGGAAGCAAACAGUGGCCUAUUAUUUCACAGGAAAAUCUAUUGAUGGCACUGUGUACCAUGAUAUUGUGGCAAAUAUAAUUUCGAUAAGUGAAUCAAUAGGAUUAAAAAUUAUAGGUAUUGUAUCAGACAUGGGGUCUAGCAAUCAAAAAUUGUGGAAAAAAUUGAACAUUACUGCUGGACGACAUGGUGAAAUAUCAAACUGUUUUCCUCAUCCCCUUGAUUAUAAUAGAAAAAUUUAUAUAAUUCCUGAUGUUCCUCACCUUUUUAAAAACAUCAAGAACAUGUUAAUGACUAAUAAAAUAUUAUAUAUAAGUGAUAAAAUUAAAAACCUAUAUAAUCUUCCUACUAACAUGAUUUGUUCAAGCCAUAUUGAAGAUAUUAUAAAAUUUCAAGAGAAAUUAGAUUUUUUACUUGUUCCAAAACUAUCUGAGCAAGAUUUAGUACCUAAUCAUUUCCAAAAAAUGAAGGUUGGGAAGUCAACCAAUAUUAUCAAUCAUGAUGUGUGUACAGCCUUGCGGUUCUUAUCAGAAGAAUUAAAUAAACCUGAAUAUAUUACAACGGCUUGGUUUAUUGAUAUAGUGGAUAAAUGGUUUACAUUGAUGACUUCCAGACAUCCAGUGUUAGCAUUAAGUAAACUGAAACCUGAAAUGUAUGAAAGUAGUAUUACAUUUUUAAAAGGAUUUAUAGAUAUAAUGAUGGAUAUAGAAGUAGGAUACAAAAGAACAUGGAAACCUUCUCAAAAAGGUUCAAUACUAGCAACAUCGUCGAUUUUAGACAUUCAAAAAAUAUACUUAGACGAAAAAGGAUUUCACUUUAUUUUAACAUCAAGAUUUACACAGGACUGCCUCGAAAAUUUAUUUAGUGUAAUGAGAACAAAAAACAUAGUACCUAAUGCUCUACAAGUAAAAAACAAUUUGAAAUUAUUGUCUGUAUCCCAGUAUUUAAAAGAUAUAUCAAAAGGAAAUUAUGAAGAAGACGAUAGAACAUUUUUAUCCGGUUUCUUAGAUACUUUAAAAGAUUCUAAUCCUGAAGAUAAGAAAUUUGAAAACAUUCAGUUGCCACAAGAAAUAAAGGAGCCUAAUAUGAACUUAUGUAAUGGUGAGCUAAAUUCAUUUUAUAAUGUGUGUGGCUACAUAUUAUUUAGUAUUAAAAAAAAAACAACUACAUGUGAACAUUGCCUAAUUUCAGUUGGUUCCAGUAAAUGUAUUAAUGCUUCUUUUUCUAAAUUAACAAAACUUAAGCGCUUUAAAAAAGGAUGCUUAUUUUUCUGCAAUGAACUUACCUUCAACUUUUUUUUAGCAAUGGAACAAAUUUUUAGGAAGUAUUACAAUAUAAUAAAAAAUAAAAAUUGUGAUAUAAAACAAUUCUUAAUUUGUAAAGUGAAAGAAGUUGAAGUUUCCCACAUCCCUAAUUGUCAUAAAUUACAAAAUCAUAUAAUAAAAAGAUUCAUUCUAUUUCGCUUGAAAAUAGCAGGAAGAAAAAAUACUAAGCUUCUAAAUAAAUAUGGAAGCAAGUCUAUUGCUUGCCAUGCUUGA
Macrosiphum euphorbiae (potato aphid) is the source of this 2514-nucleotide messenger RNA. NCBI's taxonomy places the organism in Eukaryota, Metazoa, Arthropoda, Insecta, Hemiptera, Aphididae. The record is from the annotation of a GenBank genome assembly.